Molecule: messenger RNA, 1647 nt
Organism: Gopherus flavomarginatus (Mexican gopher tortoise)
Lineage: Eukaryota; Metazoa; Chordata; Testudines; Testudinidae
Exons: 4
Coding region: 4-1041 (345 amino acids)
Source: RefSeq, a predicted model, not a curated record
AACAUGCUAAGACAGUGUAUCUGUUACUCAGAACUACCUGCAGGUACGAGUGCCACCACGUUUCAUAGGCUAGAGAAGGGUAAAUCUUCAGCUGAGCAGGAAGAGUGCGAAGCCAUAAUGGAUGGAAUACAACGUGUGUGUGUCAAGCUCCUUUUGAUUUGUCAUACAGUAGUGAUGUUUUCUGUUCAGGCUUCAGAUCAGCCUCCCCCUGUGAAUGAAGUCAUGCAAACAGAAGCAGUAUCCAAUGUAUCUGGAAAUACAACCAUAUCUAGAAGUAUUGUAAUGUCUACCGUUUCAGAUGAAGAAGCAGUUAAUACAACCACAGUGCAGAAUAUAAGUUCCAGUUGGAAUACAAUUGCUUUGACAGCAAAGAUAACUAGUUCAUUGGCUUUAACAACUUUGUCACAUUUUGCACGAAACACUCUACGUCCCCUCAACACAGACACUAGCAGCCCUUCAGACACUACUAUUAGAUUCAACACUGUUAUGACAUCACCUACAGUUUCAACCUUUAAUCAAGCAACUGAUAAAGAUUCUAAUCCCAGAACAUCUGCAAUCACAUUGAAACCAACAGCUCAAUCGUCUACAGUCACACAACUAAAUACUAGCAAAGCUUUGGAUUCAGUUCCUACAACACAGGCUUCAGGAGGAAUUCAUCUAAGGAAUUCAGAGGCCAUUCUGGUCAUUAUUUUCAGCAGCAUCCUCACAUUUGCUGUUCUAGCCAUUGUCAUAUGCAGUCUUGAUAAAUACAGGAAGAGAAGAGCUCAGUAUUCCCAUCACCCACUAUAUGACACCUCUUCUGAAACAGCUGACAUAUACACUACUCCAGAUGACACACUGAUGAUAUCAGGAGGACUAUAUGAUGCACCAAGGGUUUAUAACCCCAAUUUGACUGUACUGGAUGAUGAUGCGCUUCAACCUGAAUACUUACCAUUUGGCGCCAGACCUGGGAAGUUCAGACUUGAAAUUUUAUCUGGUGAAAAUUAUAAAGGACUUUCCCCAACCUUUGAUAGAUUUCAGUCACCAACACAACACUCAUAAUGUAGUAAUAAUGACAGUAGUAUAGAGCAAUCUCUUUAAUUAGUUGUCAUAUUAGUUUUUAAGUAGCAUUUUAUUACAAUAUUAAUAAUUAUACUAGCUCUUAAUCAAUAGACCUCAAUCCACUUCCCAAAGGAGGCAAGUAUUAUUAUCCACAUAUUAAUAAUGGGGAAACUGAAUCACAAGAGAGGUGAAGUGACUCGCCCAAGGUAUGCAGGGAUAUAACAAAAACAUAAAAUGAUUAGUAAAGGUUAAACAUGGAUUUUAAAUCUUAAUCUUACUGCUGUAAAAUUAUUAUAUGCAUGGAUUUAUAACUGGGUCAUAAAAGAGCCAGGCCAACCACUAUUCUUAGUUCCCUAGCAAGCUCAGUGAGUAAUUAAGGUUCACAUUUUUAGAAUGGUCUCUGAAUUUAGGUACCUCUGUUGUUGAAUAGAUCAAAAAUGGCAGCACUCAAAACUAUCACUUGUCUGUUUUGAAAUGAAAUGGUAAUUAAUAGCAGAUACUCGGAGUCCUGGGUGAAAUGUGGACUGCAUUAAAGUCAAUGGCAAAACUCAUGCAGCCAGGAUUUCACAUUUUAUAUUUUAAGGGUGGAGGGGAUUAAUUUUUUUG